Messenger RNA from Phoenix dactylifera (date palm), 5232 nucleotides. NCBI's taxonomy places the organism in Eukaryota, Viridiplantae, Streptophyta, Magnoliopsida, Arecales, Arecaceae. The record is from RefSeq and is a predicted model, not a curated record.
AAAACUGUCACAUGCUUAUUUUAAAGUAAAGCGAGAAAAGGUUUGAUUUAAAUAGGAGAAAACUUUAUUAUCUCUUAUAGUUUCUUUAAUUUUACAACAAUCAACAUUCUUCUAUAAAUGCCCUAAUACUUUGGCAAAGGCCAUGCCCGCCUUUCUCCAUACGUUUCAAAUUCCUUCUGUAUUUCCCCUACUUAAAGAAAAAAGACUACUGGACUGAAAGAAAAGAAGAACUAUUUGUCUCCAAUGAAGAAAGAAGAAAUAAAUUUUUGUUAGAAUUUGGUACUUCAUGUGAUUUUAUCAAAUGUUGAUAUACUUGCUUGCUGCAAAAAUGCGACAUCCUUGCGUUUACAAAGGGACUGGCCAAUACACCUUUUCUCAAACAGGACAAGUGGUGAAAGCUUGUGAGGUUCUCAUAUUUACUGGAGGGCCAUCUUCUACUGAUAAAUGGGUGGUCUUUGCAACUUAAGUUAUAAUCCAUUUUAAAAAUUUAUAUCACCAUGCUUAAAUAAAGGACCAAAUUAAGUUCCUAAUUGUCAUACAUGGAACAUGACUUUAGCCUUACCAGAGAAAAUGACAGCUAUCCUGCUAAAGGAUCAAAGUUGCAACAGUUCUGUUAUUUAUUUGUGCAGCUGCUUUUGUUUCUCAGGAAAAACAGUUAUGCAGUAAUCGAUUCCACAUGCUUAAUUUUGUAGGUCAGGAAGAAUUUGAUAUUAAAGAUUCAACCUAUGCCUGUGAGCAAAACAAUCUUCUGGUUUUCUUUUUGUCAGUUGCAAUGUUGUACUUUGCUCCUGUGUUAGAAUGUGUAAACAUUUUCUGCUUGGAACAUUUCAUCCACUUAUCUACUUACAGUCAAGCUGAUAAGAUUGUGAGAUGCAGCUAUUGGAACAGUCACAUUUCCAAUCUUGCUUGCUCAGCCGAUUGUUAAUAGGAAACUGCAGAUGACUAGUUGCAUGCCAUAGUGUUGCCUUGUUUUCUGAAGCAAAUGUUUCUAUGGUUUAAAUAUCCUCUCCUUUCUAAGAGACAUUAGCAUAAACAAACCAGCAGGCUUUAUCCAAUAUAUGGUUAUGAUCAGGGUCUGCUGAACCGACCUGUACCGGUUGGUUCAGCCCGAACCGGACCGGUACCGACUGGCACCGGUCCGGUUCCGAGGUAUAAAACGGUUCCGACCCAUAUUGGGUCGGAACCGUUCGGUUUGAUGGUUAAAUCGGUGCGAACCGAGCCGGUUCGCAUCGGGUCGGGUAUUUUUGGUGGGCCAGAGGCACUUUCAAAGUGCCGCUUUGUGCGGCACUUCAAUUGAAAGUGCCGCUUUGUGCGGCACUUAAAAUGAAAGUGCCGCUUUGUGCGGCACUUCAAUCGAAAGUGCCGCGCUGUGGCUCACAGUGGCACUUUUCAAAGUGCCACAGUGCCUCAAGCCCUCAACGGUUGGCUAUAAAAGCCGACCGAAUGCUGAAGCGAAAUCCAUCAGCUUAGGUGAAGUAUUUUGCAGAGAGAAAGGAGGAAAAGAAGAGAAAGGCAAAGACAGGCAUGAAAAAAAAUUAGAAAGGUCGGAGAGCGUCGUUUUUCUCGAAGAAAAAUCCAGCAAAAACUAAAUAAGGUAAAAUUUCUUUUCCCUACAUUAUUUUUUUAAUAUUUCAUUUAAAUUGCUUAAAAAAAUUAAGUCAAAAAUUGCCAAAAAAUAGGAAAUGAUUCAAUGAUUCCAUUUCGUCUUGAAUUUUUUAUAUGUUGUCGAUAUAUGGACGAUGUUAAUGGUGACAUUAACUUUUGUUUUUACAGAAUUUAUAUAAUUUAAAAUUUAAUUAAAAAAUUUAAACAUUAAUUUUUAAUUGCAAAAAAAAUAGAAAUUGAAAAAAUUUAAUGUGGUUGUAGGAAUGGAGCCGUCAAGGAGAGGGCAACCCCAAGAGCGUAAUAUUGGCUGGGAGCAUGGGAAGAUGCUCGGUGAACGGCACCAGUUUCAGUGCAAUUAUUGCCACAAGUGCUUCAAAAGAGGAGGAGUAAUCAGAUUAAAGCAACACUUAGUCGGUAAUUCUCGUGAGAUAUCUGCAUGCUCGGAGUGCCCACCGAGCACCCGUCAGCUGAUGAGGAAAAACCUCGCUGAGAUCAAAGCAGCCAAGGAGAGAGCUGCCAAGCAGAAAGCGGAGGUGGAACGCCAAGCUGUAGAAGCACCUUCCUAUCACUUGAUGGUGUCACAGGAGGUCGAGGGUCCAGAUGAGGAGACACAGAUUCAGGCUGCCAUGCGGGCGAGUCUGGAUGAUUGGUGGCAGCAGGAGGAGGUGGCGAGGCAUCGGGCUCGAUUUGGGCCCUCGUUUUUCGAGUCGGGCGCCGGUUCUGGUGGAAGCAGACAAGAUCCAGAGUUUCAAAGGACAAUCUCAGUCAGGGAGGGCGAGGGCAGAGGACGUAGCCGGAUUGCAUCUAUCCUGGGUGGUUUUAGUGGCCGAAAGAAGUCUUCCGGAGGGAUUCCACCAGGUGCGUCAAUCCAUGAUGUAGAUCCGCAUGCCUUCCCCAGGAGAGAUUCGAAGUAGCAAAGGGUAGACACAAUGUGGAAGAAGGAGAAGAAGAAGGAUAUGUGGCGAGCUAUUGGAUUCUAGUUCCACUUCAGCCACAUUCCAGCGAAUGCUGCAGACAAUACAUACUACAAGUCUGCCAUUUCUGCCAUACAGUCUGCCGGUCUCGGUGUCGAUCCUCCAGGCCCGAGGGACAUCUACGGUGAGCUUCUUGACAACAAUAAGGAGAAGCUAGAGAAUUGGAUUGGCUCAUAUAAGAGCAAGUGGCCCACAUAUGGGCUCACUCUGAUGUGUGAUGGUUGGACCGGUCCAACAAAGCGGGCCAUCAUCAACUUUCUGACAUACUGUGAUACGAAGACCUUCUUCCACAAGUCAGUUGAUGCUUCAGAUAAGGUGCACAACGCCUCAUACAUCCUCAGACUUAUGGAGGAGGUGAUUGAUCAGAUUGGAGAGGAGAAUAUCGUGCAGGUCGUCACUGAUAACGGGCCGCAAUAUAAGUUGGCCGGGCAGGUCUUGAUGGAGCGGCGACCACAAAUUUUCUGGACCCCAUGUGCUGCACAUUGCAUCGACCUCAUCCUGAUGGACAUUGAAAAGAUCCGUAGGGUGCAACAUACGGUGGAGAUAGCCCAACGCAUCACCAGGUAUAUUUAUAGCCAUACUUGGGUUCUUUCAUUAAUGAAAAAGUAUGCAGGGGGAGAAAUUCUUAGAGCAGAAGUCACACGGUUUGCUACGAAUUACAUUGCACUUGAUAGCCUUAUCGAGAAGAAAGGAGCCCUACGUCAGAUGUUUGUCAGUCCCGAGUGGCAGGAAAGUAGAUAUGCCCAGGCUGGCACUGAAGGAAGCAGAAUGGAAGACUUGUAAACAGGCAGUCAUUCUGGCAGCGGGCCAAUGCGAUAGUCAAGGCUAUCAAACCAUUAUAUCAAGUGCUGCGGGCCGUGGAUAGCGAGAGGUACCCCCAGAUGGGCUUUUUGUAUCACAUGAUGGAGAAGACAAAGGCUCAGAUCAUGGAGGCAGAUGUAGCCCAUGCCUAGGAGUACAUCGACAUCAUUGAGCAGCGGUGGGAAGCCCAAAUGGGUAGAAAAUUGUAUCUAGCAGCAUACUAUCUGAAUCUCCGGUUUCAGUACGAGAGUGGAAUUGGUAUGGAUGAUGAACUUCUUCAUGCUCUGCGUAAUGUUAUUUAUAAGAUGGAGCCUGAUCCAGAAGUCGCCGCGUCAUGUAUAGAAGAGGUAACUAUGAUUUAGUAACAUAUGUAAAUAUAUCGGAUCUUAUAUUAUUGACAUACUACAACAAACUUCUUUCCACAGACCAAAUUAUUUAGAGAGGGCAGCCAUAGCUUUGGACAACGACCAGCUGUCGUGAGUAAGACAACUAUGAAUCCAGGUACAAUACAAAUCUGCAAGACACCUCUGCAUCUGAAUUAUCUUCAACUAUGAGGCCAUCAUAUAUGUAAAAUGUAAUUAUCUUCAAUAUUUUUGCAGCUGAAUGGUGGAUUCAUUUUGGCGGAUCCGCAAAAAAUCUUAAGCGGAUAGCUAUCCGGAUCCUCUUCCAAACGGUCUCCUCGAGUGGCUGUGAGCGCAACUAGUCUACCUUCGGCCUCAUCCACAGCAAACAGAGGAACCGUUUGACACAAAAGCGCCUCAACGACCUAGUUUAUGUGCACUACAAUCUGCGGUUGAGGCUAAAAUGCAUUCAGGAGGAAGUGGAGCUCAAGUAUGCAGAUCUCAUCUAUAGGACUUUUACAGAUGAUGAUGAUAAUCCUAUGCUCGACUGGCUUGCGGCCCAGCAGCACGAGCUCGAGCUUGAUGAGCCAGGAUCGCCUCGACGACCAGCCAGCAUCAUAACCAUCGAGGCUAUGGUCGAUCCACAGCAAUGGGCUGAGCGCAACAUUCCACGUACUCCUACAGCUGAUAUGACGUGUCUAGAGGGGAGCCAGUCACCGCAUGACUGGUACGAUGCUCCCGUUCAGAGAGAUGAUCCUCUCAUGCGAGGACGAGGACGCUCUAGUACCCAGUCAACUCGAUCAGGAGGGCGUCAAUCCCAGCAAAGAAGAAAAGGAAAAGAAAGGGCCCCAAUGGAGAGUGUCGAGGAGGAGACUUGGACCAGCAGCGAUGAAGGUUCUGGUGGUGAUGGAUCUACUAGCCAUGGAGGAAAUGGAGGACAGUAUGAUACUACUUAUGAGACACAGCCGGAGGAAGGUUUUCGAUACACCGGUGAGUCUCAGUUUACGCAUGCUACACAAGAUACGGACCACGGUAGGCCGUCUGAUAUAGGCCGGUCGGAUACCAUUGCAUAUCGAAGAAGAGCUCAUCGAGGUCGUUCAAGAGGCCAGGAUGCAGUUGCAGAUGACCUCCCAUGUGGAGUCGGAUCCAUUGAUGUAUCAAGUUCCGAGUCUUCCUAUUAUCCGCGGCCUCAGCCAGCCUAUGGAUAUGGUGCAUCGGAGUCAUCUUCCGGUGGCUACUAUCCUGCGCAGCCCGGAGGGUCUUACGGGUCGGAUUUUGGUGCCGGCAUAUUCGGAUGGGCCCCUUAUCAAGACACCUCUCAGAGCCAGAGCUUCAGCGAGAGAUCCGAGAGUUCUUAUGAGCCGACGCGCAUUCUUCGAGGAUUGAGCAUACAAGACUACAAUGCCGCUUGGUUAGAAGGAUGGGUUGAUCUGCCUCCAUAUUAUGCUGAUGAUCCAGAUAUUGACGAGAAGCAUCGCCACUCAACCCGAUUUUAGAUAUCCGAGAGUGCU